Messenger RNA from Polyodon spathula (Mississippi paddlefish), 1706 nucleotides. RefSeq names its product guanylate kinase-like. NCBI's taxonomy places the organism in Eukaryota, Metazoa, Chordata, Actinopteri, Acipenseriformes, Polyodontidae. The transcript is spliced from 6 exons. Gene Ontology annotation, molecular function: GMP kinase activity. Gene Ontology annotation, cellular component: cytosol. Bases 1056 to 1472 code for a protein of 138 amino acids. The record is from RefSeq and is a predicted model, not a curated record.
UUUUUUCAUCAAUGGCGUUUUACAAGAAACAUUGCUGUAUGCUGGUGUACACAUCACAGCAAUAUAUUUAACAUUAUUUUUUUAAACGGUGGUAUAUAUACAGUCAGCUGUUAAAUCAUUAAAAUAAUAACACAAAGCCACUAUUUGAAUAAUGUAACCAAUGAGUUUGCCACUGUUUAGGUCAAAUACACCCCCAUGGUGUGUGAACAAAAAAUAUCAAAACAGUUGGGAUUGUGUUGAAAUUUGUUUUAUCGCUGUGAUAUAUACAGCAAAGGUAAAACAGUCAACCAGUGCAUUUCUUGUAAAGAUGUUCUGUGACUCUUACCCUUUUUCAGAAAAGAUGGCACAAAUUACACUUUGGAGUAACAAGCAUUCAAAAUAACCACCUUAUUUGUCGUAUUUGGCAUUAGAGUUAUUAAACAGACAGAGUUUAUGUAACAUUUGUAUUAAACAUUUUUCAACUCAUUUCCUGAGCCCCAUUUGCAUUAAUACUCUUAAUAUUUAAAUUUCCUAACUGUUUACUCUAUGCAUUUUCACUUGUAUUUCUAAGUCAUAAUUGUUAACGGUCGUGUUUGUUGUUCGUUGUAGCCCUAGUUGAGUGAUUUCUAGUGUAGAACCCUUCGUAAUACCAUUAAUUUGUCUUGGAAUAUUUCAGUGAUUUCCAAGCAGAUAGGUCUGUUUUAUCUACUAUGCAUUUGUGUGCUUGAAACCAUCAUGUCUUCUCUGAUCCCUGCACUUUUGGUUAAAAUACUAUUUGUAUACAGUAUGGUUUUAGAGGCUAUUUUUCCCCCCACAGAGCUGCCUAGGACAACUAAGAGUGUACAUAUCGGUGUCAUAUUUAUAUCUUUUGAAUCAACUGAGAUUCCUAAUCUGAUUUCUCUAGAUCACUUGUUCAUGUGCUCCCACGUUGCUGUUCUGGGUUGUCAGGUUGAGGAACGCUAAACAUGGUGUGGUUUUCAUUUGGAUUUCAGUUACUCAACAGAACCACCACCAUUGUGACAUCAUCUACAGCAGUACAGUAAACUUACAAUUACCAUUUUGUGACCAAGGAGGUAAUGCAGCAGGGAAUAAGUGCGGGUGACUUCAUUGAGAAUGCGGAGUUCUCUGGAAACAUGUAUGGAACAAGCAAGGCAUCAGUGCAGGAUGUGCAGGCCAAGAACCUGAUCUGUAUUCUGGACAUCGACAUGCAGGGGGUGAAGAACAUCAAGAAAACCGACCUGAACCCCAUCUACAUCUCCGUGCAGCCACCCUCCGUGGAUAUUCUUGAAAAGAGGCUGCGGGACAGGCAAACAGAAACUGAAGAGAGUUUACAGAAGCGACUUGAUGCAGCGAGAACUGACAUUGAGAUCAGUAAAGAGCCUGGUCUUUUCGAUAUUGUAAUUAUUAAUGAUGAUUUGGAAGAGGCAUAUGGAAAAUUAAAAUCCGUUCUCAUUGAGGAAAUUGAGAAGGUCCAGGAAUGCAAUAAGUCCUAACAUGGAGAACUUGAGACAGCUACCUUGCAGCCAUUCCUGAUAAACAGCUAACCAGCCUUCCAUUCCAGUGUAUAACAUUCCCAUAGCAGCUUUCCCUUCUUUCCAGUAAUAUUUAUUAUAAUUACUCUCACUUUAACAAAGGGACUUCCACAUAUUUUGAAGGUUUAUUUAUCCUUUUAUUAUUUCUAGGUUUAUAUGUAUUGUACAUUUAUUUAGCAGCCCUUCUUGUCCACU